AGCUCCAUUCGAGGAAGUGGAUAGGUGAGCCAACCGCAGCGCCAGGGAGGAGAGAGUUGUUUGUUCCCCGCUCACAGAGGAGAGACCCGCCGCCUUCUUCAAAAUGUCGGAAUUUGACCAUAACCCGUUCGCACAGCCCGCCGGUGACAACCCCUUCAAUGAUCCUUCUGUCACACAAGUGACGAACUCCAGUAUAGAACCAGUUGACCAGUACAACCCUUUCCCUGGCCAUCCCACGGGUGGCCUAGCGAGUAACACAACUACAGCCGCCACCUCUCCCUACCAGCCUGCUGUGUUACAGCCGUCUACAGAGCCCAGUCCACAGGUAGCGGCUGCUGCAGCUCAGGCCAACUUGCUGAGGCAGCAGGAGGAGCUGGAGAGAAAAGCUGCUGAGCUGGACCGCAGAGAGCUGGAGCUCCAGAGCAGAGGGCCGACAGGUAAACAGAACAACUGGCCUCCACUACCCAGGAUCUUCCCCAUCAAACCCUGUUUCUAUCAGGACUUCUCAGAGGAAAUCCCUCCCGAGUAUCAGAGAGUCUGCAAGAUGAUAUAUUAUCUCUGGAUGUUCAACUGUGUGACCCUGUUCCUCAAUCUACUGGCUUGUUUGGCUGUCUUCACCACGAAAGCAACCUACGGUGUGGAUUUUGGCCUCUCUAUUCUCUGGCUAGUCCUUUUCACCCCCUGCUCCUUCCUCUGCUGGUACCGGCCCAUCUACAAGGCCUUCAAGUCUGACAGCUCCUUCAGCUUCUUCUUCUUCUUCUUCGUGUUUUUCUGCCAAGUGGUGAUCUUCGUCAUCCAGGCUGUAGGUAUCCCCAGUUGGGGGAACAGUGGUUGGAUCACCGCCAUCGGCGCCAUCAGCGCCAUCAACGCAAACAAGGCAGUGGGAGCCAUCAUGAUCGCAGUGGCCAUCCUCUUCACGAUGUGUGCUGUGCUAAGUGUCGUCCUGCUCAAGAUGGUCCACGGCUUGUACCGUCGUACUGGAGCCAGUUUCCAGAAGGCCCAGCAGGAAUUCUCACAGGGCGUCUUCACCAAUAAAACCUUCCAAACAGCCACUGCUGGUGCUGCUUCUGCCGCCGCCCAGGGAGCCUUCCAGGGAAGCAACUAAUGGUUGACCGAGCUAAAAUGAGCUCCGUUCAACAUGUCAAGGUCUAUAUCUUUCAAGGUUUACAAAUACAAAUGCUGAAUCAUUGAGGGAGUUUAUGUUCACUGAGAACCACCACCAAAGUAGCAGUGAUCAUUCCUGGAAAGUUCCUCUGGGAGCAGCCCCUGCCCUUCGGAGCAAGUGGCUGCAAAAAUUAUAAUUUAACCUUAUAAUGUAUAGACCUUGAGCUAUGUGAGGCUACAUUAUCCUUUCACCAUCAACGCAAAUGCAAUUCCCCAUGUUAGCUUUGCUUUUCACACUUGGUGUGUGUGUCUCCUGCAGACUGACUUGGUCCAACUCUGAUUGAAGGGCAGACAAUGGGAGAGUAAAUUCGCACGUGGAAAGCAGGAAUGAAGUUGACUGAUUGAUGUCUCAGUGGUUCCUGGCUUUGUAUAUUUUGUGUGCACUUUUUGGCAACGCUCUUUAGUCGAAUGUGUGACUGUGUGUGUGUGUGUGUGUGUGUGUGUGUGUGUGUGUGUAUGUCUGCGUGUGUGGGUACUGGCAUGCUAGUCACAUACUGUAUAUUCCCAUGGGUGCAGUAUGCUUGUGUUUUUCUCCACGUUGAUGGCGGGAACCUGAUCAUGUAAUAUAAAUAAGAUGAAGUGUUUCUGUUGUUUGAUUUCGGUCUUGAAAAGCAUUUCAUUAUGUUUAUGAACCCAGUUGGAAAACUUUUUUUUUUUUGUGUGUGUGUGUGUAUGUACUCCAAAUAUCAUUUCAUAUCAACUGAAGAAAUAAAUCCUGUGGUUAAUCUGUUUGGCCUUACAGUUUUGCAUAACACUCUUAACUGCAACUAUUCAUUUAAAUCUUGAAUGAUUAAUUAAAUAAGAAAAAAGACUAAGUAUGUUCCAGCAGCCUCCCCCAUAACGUUCAGGCUUCAUACUUUUUUUUACAACAUGUGUCUUUGACUUCUGUCUAGAACCAAACUUUUUUAACACCCACCAUAAUAUCAUGUAAUUGGUGGAAGUGCUUUACAGUGAGUCAACUGUUUGUAAUUUAAGAUCACCAGAGUCUUAUUCUUCAUUAAAUUAAUUUAAGUGAGUGCUAAUUUAUUUUGAAUCAAAGCAAUAAACUGAUGUUUUUUUUUUCAUUAUCAUGAUAAUAGUAAUGUUUUUUCAAAGUAGCUUCAGUCACACUCAGCAUUCCUUAAGGAUGUUCCCUAUACAAUACAUAAAUUGACAUUAGUCCAUACAGGGUCGAUCGUUUGAUGUAAUUCACAUUCCUAUCAUUUGUAUCUGUAAUUAAAGGAUCAUAUUUCCAUAUACUAGUCAUCUCGGAAAGAUUUCAAUAUACAAAGGUUAUUGUUAAGACCAUCAAGCCCUAAAUAAUCUGAGCACUGAUGUAUUUUUUUCUGUUUGAUUUCUUAUGUUGGAUUGUUUUUGACUUGUACUGUUUUAAAACUUCAGCUUGGAUAUAAUAUGUCAGCUUUUCCUCAAGUUCCUAACUGCAAUCUCAGAUCAUCUGUGUGAUGUUGUUACAACAGACGAGAGUCUAAUUUAAAGUUCAAUCUCACAUCCAUUAUAAAAUCACAGAAUUUGUAUUAAUUACACAUCUCUGAAAUGCAUUGUAUUAGGAGAACAGAAGUCAGUGGCUUUUGUAUUUCAAUACUGGAUAUAGCAUCUAAUAAAAUGCUUUGCUUUCA
Platichthys flesus (European flounder) is the source of this 2780-nucleotide messenger RNA. It is a transcript of the gene scamp2, whose product is annotated as secretory carrier membrane protein 2. Gene Ontology annotation, cellular component: recycling endosome membrane; trans-Golgi network membrane. The transcript is spliced from 9 exons. Lineage: Eukaryota; Metazoa; Chordata; Actinopteri; Pleuronectiformes; Pleuronectidae. Gene Ontology annotation, biological process: protein transport. The record is from RefSeq and is a predicted model, not a curated record. The coding region runs from base 104 to 1105 and encodes 333 amino acids.